Cherax quadricarinatus is the source of this 1059-nucleotide messenger RNA. RefSeq lists its product as uncharacterized. Lineage: Eukaryota; Metazoa; Arthropoda; Malacostraca; Decapoda; Parastacidae. The record is from RefSeq and is a predicted model, not a curated record.
AUUACACACGUAGAGUACAUCGCUCACCUCACCCAUCACGCACGUCGCUCUCUCAUCACGUUGAGAGAGAGUGAGUCAGCUCCAGUAUCGUCACAAAUGAAUAUUAAACUUGUGUUGUUGUUGGUAUUGGUGGCGGUGUUGGAGACGAUGCUGGCCAGUGCUCACAUUAUCACCUCCAGCAGGAGGUUCCCCGGGGAGAGGCGCCUCGGAUCUACCAACUACCGUGCAAGCACUUUUGGCGUACGUGGAUUCAUGAACCGUCCUAUUGCUAGACACACCAGAACUCACCAGCAAGGAUCCUUUCCAAACAGAAAGCCUCCACCUGAAUCUUACCCUUACGACAACUACUACUACUACUACUACUACCCUUCAGCAAGAAGAUACUACCCCACUUACGGACGCUACGCCACAGGACGCUACGCCACAGGACGCUACGCCACAGGACGCUACGCCACAGGACGCUACGCCACAGGACGUUACGUCAGGAGAUACUAUGGAUAGGGUUCUCAGCAGUACUGAGCGUCUUUUCCCUGGUUCAAGGUCAUACGUUGUCGUGGAGCCUCAGAGACUAAUUUCAACCUCAUCCUGUUUGGGGCUGGGCAUGGGAACUCAGGAUCGAGUCUUCUCCAGCUGCAGUUCUUUUAAUAUAUAUAACCAUCAAACUGGUCAUAUCCUACCGAGGCAGCGUGACCCAAAAAUAAAAACGAAAAUUUUUCUUCUUAAAUUUAGUAAUGUAAACAGGAGAAGGGGUUACUAGCCCCUUGCUUCCGGAAUCUUAAUCGCCUCUUACAACACGCAUGGCUUACGGAGGAAGAAUUCUGUUCCACUUCCCCAUUGAGAUUAGAGGCAAUAAACAGAAAAAGGAACUAGUAAGAAAAUACAAAAAAACCCAGAGGGGUGUGUGUAUAUAUGAUUGUACAUAUAUGUGUAGUGUGACCUAAGUGUAAGUAGAAGUAACAAGACAUACCUGAAGCCUUGCAUGUUUAUGAGACAAAAAAAAGACACCACCAAUCAUGCAAAACAAUUACAGGUUUCUGUUUCACACUCACUUGGCAGGAC